Ziziphus jujuba (common jujube) is the source of this 3263-nucleotide messenger RNA. RefSeq names its product non-functional NADPH-dependent codeinone reductase 2. The transcript is spliced from 6 exons. Gene Ontology annotation, molecular function: aldose reductase (NADPH) activity. Bases 1926 to 2999 code for a protein of 357 amino acids. Gene Ontology annotation, cellular component: cytosol. The record is from RefSeq and is a predicted model, not a curated record. Lineage: Eukaryota; Viridiplantae; Streptophyta; Magnoliopsida; Rosales; Rhamnaceae.
UCAUGAAUUUUUAUCUAUGUUUGAUACUUUUUGAUAUUUCCAUGAAAUAUUUUAUAUUUUGAACUUUCGAUAUUUCCACCGAUACCGAAAUUUUCAAUAUUAUAGUAGGUAACAAAUUAAGAAAUCAUAGAGAUGUAAAUUCAUAAAACUUCUUUCUGGUAUUGAUGAUGACACAAUCCCUUAAGCUAGGCAUGUCAAUAAAGAACUUCAGUUUAUGCUGAUAGAAAAAGGCAGCGCAACAAGCUCACAAAAUAAAUAGUUUCUCAUACAUGCCGUGGCUUAUUUUAAGAGGUCCUUGUCCUUGCCACAGGAGUUUCAAGAAAUGCUAUUGGAAAUUGUCUGGUGUAUUUAACCGCAAUGGUAUGUUUGGAUAAAUAUAAAUUUAGUGGAAAUCUAAUUUCCUAAAAAAUGUGAUAAUUUUUUUUUGUUUGGAUAUUUAUCGUAAGGUAAAAAAGUAUGAGUUUAGGGAAUUAGAUUUCCAUCAAUGUAGAAAAAUAUGUGGGAAAAUAGUUUCCAGCUAUAAAUAUGUUAUUUUGAGAAUUACAGAAAAAAUAAUUUUGAAUUUUUUUUAAAAUAUAUAUUUACCAUUAAUUUAUUAUACAAUAUUAAAUUUAAUUACUUCUAAAUCCUAACUUUUCUAUUACUUAUCAAACAUAUCAAAAGAAAAAUUAAUUCUAAAAAAAUAAGUUUUAAAAAACUAAAUCUCGAAAAUCAAUUUACUUUUUAACUUUAACACUUUCCGGAUAGAAUCCAAAUAAAUAGUAUAAAUUUUAAAGUAUUAUUAAGUUUUCUUAAAGAAAGUUAAAAAUUUUUCUUACAUCAUUAUAAGAUCUUAAUAUGGCAACGACACUGUAAGAAUUUAAUGAUAAAGAUAUUUUAUAGAGCAAUUUAUGUUGUAGAUGUUUAAUGAAAAGUGCCACGUUGCCUAGACUUUAUAGUGGUUUGUAUGAGGAAACCCAAGAAAGGUUGUCGAAAAGUACAAAGGCCCAAAAAUAAUGUGGUAGCCUGAAAUAAUAAUGUGGGCCUAGCCUAAAAUAAUGUGGGCCUAGCCUAAUCUAUAACUUUUAAUAUUUGAUUUUAAAGUAAAUAUUUGGAUUUAUAUAUACAUACAUACAUACAUACAUACAUAUAUAUGUAUGUAGGGCUACCUGUGGCGUUUCUUGUACUUUAUUCCCUUUCAAAUUGUCUGCUUGCCAGUUGUUCAGAUAAACAGUAUAUUUAUAUAACAAAAUGACUUACAAGGUAUGUCAAACACAUGUUUGGAAUUAUAUUCAUAUUGAAUAAAUAAAAUUUUGUAAACUAAUUACACCGUCAUCAAGAUACACUUACAGAGGGCAAGUGCCGUCCUUUGUUAGAAAAAGAAAUGGCCUACUUAUAUUUUUGCUUUUUAAACAUUCUUUAUGCCUCUUACAGAAAAUAACAAAAUAACAACAAAAUAGCAAAAGUAGUAAACUUGGAUAACAGAAGACAGUUAGAGAAUUCCUUAAAACUCUCAACGUAGGCCUGUCAACACGAAUUCCCUAAGCCAGCAUGUCUUCGUACGUUUCUUGCCUGGCUCUCCUUCGACCUUCUUCUUGCUUCCUUCAGCUUCCUUAUUGAUCUCAGCUUCAAAAUCACCUCCAAUUCGACCUGUUUCAGCUUGAGUACUAACUUGGGUUUUUUCCUCUUGGGCCUGAGAUCCAAUCCAUUUGUUCAUCUGUUCUUGGACUUGGCGGCUGUCCAAAAUCACUUCAGCCUAAGUAUCCAAAAACAUAUGGAAAAAUGAGCACCUUGCACCCAGCUCUAGCUUUCUUUCUAUUCUAUAUUAUUAAAGUGAAAGGACAGCUCAGUAAUUUUGGGAGAGAUAGAGAGAGAAGAUUUUCUAAAAUGCUGAAAAAUCAGAGCCACCAAUCGUGAAUCUUCCAAGAACAUCCUGUGCUUUUUUGAUGUUUCCUAGCAUCAAAUUUGACGGCCGUACACUACAAGAAUAUAUAUGUGGAGAUUUUUUCAACCCAAUGUUCUGUGUCGUGUGCAAUAACAAAAAGAAAAUGCCUGCUGCAGGGUCUAAGUUUAUCCCAGAGGUGGUUCUGAGCUCCUCUGUUGGCCACCGAAGCAUGCCAGUCCUUGGCUUUGGCACGGCUUCCCUUAGCUCCGGCGCUACCCUUUUGAAAACCGCAGCAUUGGAGGCUAUCAAGCUUGGUUACCGCCACUUUGAUACAGCUUUUGUAUAUGGGUCUGAACAGGCACUUGGGGAAGCCAUAGCUGAAGCUCUUAAACUAGGCCUUGUUGGUUCCCGGGAUGAACUCUUUAUCACUUCCAAGCUGUGGUCCAAUGAUGCUCAUCCCAACCUUGUUAUCCCUGCUCUACAGAAAUCCCUUCGGAAUCUUCAGCUGGAGUACCUGGACCUCUAUCUUGUCCACUGGCCCAUUAGUGCCAAACCAGGAGAAGCCCAACUCCCCAUAAAAGAUGUUUUGCCAAUGGACUACAAAUCUGUUUGGGCAGCCAUGGAGGAAAGCCAGAGACUUGGGCUUACCAAGUCCAUCGGAGUCAGUAAUUUCUCUACCAGGAAGCUUCAAAACUUGCUCUCAUUUGCCACAAUUCCUCCUGCGGUUAAUCAAGUGGAGAUGAGCCCAAUAUGGCAACAGAAGAAGCUCAUAGAGUUCUGCAUGGCCAACAAUAUCAUAGUCACUGCCUACAGUCCAUUGGGAGCCAAAGGCGCCCCAUGGGGAUCCAAUCAUGUUAUGGAGAACCAAGUUCUGCAGGACAUAGCAACUGCUCACAGCAAAUCCGUUGCUCAGGUUUCUCUUAGAUGGAUAUAUGAGCAAGGAGCAACUUCAGUGCCUAAGAGCCACAACAAGGACAGGCUAAAAGAGAAUUCGGAAAUCUUUGAUUGGGAACUAACACGGGAGGAUCUUCACAGGAUCAGUCAACUCCCACAGAAGAAAUUGAUACUUGAUGUUACUAUUGGAAAUGGAUCUGAUCCUGACUUUCUUCAAGAGUUAUGGGACGGAGAGUUUUGAUUGACUCCAUGGAGGGCAAAAAUAAACUUUGAUAUAUGUGAUAUUCAUAGCUAUUCCUAGAUCAUUUCUUUUUUCAUGUAUUUUAUUUUAGCAUUCGGUGCAUAAUUUUAUGAUUUACAUGUUCUUUCUUUUUCUUUGUUUCUUGUUUUGCCUUGCAUAAAAAGCAUCGUUGUUAGAGGAAAUUUGUAUCUUGCUCUAUAAAAUGUGACACAUACAGUUUGUAUAUGUCCCAAGCGAUGAAGGUUAUUACUCUAGUCUAUCAAA